Vicia villosa (hairy vetch) is the source of this 2400-nucleotide messenger RNA. RefSeq lists its product as uncharacterized. Bases 1 to 2400 code for a protein of 799 amino acids. Lineage: Eukaryota; Viridiplantae; Streptophyta; Magnoliopsida; Fabales; Fabaceae. The transcript is spliced from 4 exons. The record is from RefSeq and is a predicted model, not a curated record.
AUGAAGCAGAUGUUGACUGAAUAUAAUGUCACACAGAAUGUCAUGACAUUAUACUGUGACAAUCUUAGUGCCAUCAACAUAUCCAAGAACCCUAUUCAGCAUAGCAGAACCAAACAUCUUGAUAUUAGACAUCACUUCAUAAGAGAACUUGUAGAAGACAAAGUGAUUUACUUAGAACAUGUAUCCACUGAAUUGCAACUAGCUGACAUUUUCACAAAGGCUCUUGAUGCUACUCAAUUUGAAAACUUGAGGUGGCUGCUGAUUGGGCAAAAAUUUAAGUUCCCUCCUCUUUUGCAAAUAUAUCAAACUCACCUCUACGCACACUCUUCAUCUAUCAAGAACCUACUUCACUCACUGAACUAUUUCAUCUUCCUUACUCUCAACAACUCCCAAGGAAUAAAGUAUGCAUUUCCCUCAAAGCUCUCGAAAAUCUCUCAAUCUUCAAAAACUUCCUCUCCCAAGAAGAUGUUCCCCAUCGCUGAUCCUGAAUCUGUUCCAAGAACUGAACCUGUCAACCCAAAUGAAGUUCUUGAUGUUGCUCCAUUGAGGAUAGUGACUACUAACUAUCUUGAUGUGAAUAAGACUCGCACCCCACAUGCAAGAAUACCCAAAGAUAUUGUUCAUGGUAAGGUCUCUUACCCUUCAUCUUCUACUCCUCAUGAAGACCUAACUAAGGAAGGAUCAGAGUAUGCCCACAACUCCAUUGCUAAAAUUGUUAUGAGGAUCUUGGAUGAAAAGAAUAAGAACCUUGAACCCAAUGUUGAACCUAGGGAAGAUAUCAUAGGGAAGUCUACUAAUGAUGAUGAUGUCCACAUGUCUGGUGGUGAUGCCCAUAUGGAUGGUGAUGAUGUACACACUCCUGAUGAUGAUGUACAAAUGGCUAAGGAGGAAGAAAAUGAUGAUAUUCAAAAAGAUGAUGAUAAUGCUGAUGUUACUCAGGAUGUCAGUGACAAUACUGAGGCUGGACCUGAAGCUGCUGCAGGUACAAAUAUUGUUAAUCUUGAUGAUUUGUCUUAUAGUGAUCUGGUUGCUAAUGUGAACCCUAGCAUAGCAAAAUGUCUCAUGACAAGAAGAGGGAAGAAGGCUAUUGAUCUAAGUUCUCCCAAGAGGAAGGCUGCUCUUAAGAGCACCUCUACUGGCCCUAUCAAGAGGAAAGAAAUUCCAAAAAGUAAUUCUGCAGGUCCCAUUAAGAGUAAGGUUGUAUCUAAAUGUACUUCUGUUGCCCCCACAAAAUCUUGGAGCAAGGUUGUCCCCAAGAAAAAGAAGGCUAAAGUCAUUGCUGACUCAGACUCAAAUGUUGUUGCUGGUGUCCAAGACAUUCCCCUAAGGAAGAAGCCAAUAACUAGCAAGCUUGCUGCUAGUGUACCUGAGGUACCUAUUGAUAAUAUCUCCUUUCAAUAUCCCGCUAGUGUCAACAGGUGGAAAUAUGUCUACCAGAAGAGGUUGGCCUUGGAAAGGGAGUUGGCUCAGAAUGCUCUUGAGUGUAAGGAAAUCAUGGACCUGAUACAUAAAGCUGGGAUAAUGAAGACUGUUACCCAUUUUUCUAAGUGUUAUGAAAUGCUGGUGAAAGAGUUCAUUGUGAAUAUAUCAGAAGACUGUGCUGAUAGAAAGUCAAAGGAUUUUAGGAAAGUUUAUGUGAGAGGAAAGUGUGUCACCUUCUCCUCAACUGUUAUCAACAAUUAUCUAGGAAGAUCUGAUGAAGCUCAACCUGAGCUGGAGGUUAAAAGCUGGCCCUUGAAGGGAAAACUAUCUGCAAGCAAGCUCAGCAUAAAGUAUGCUAUGUUGCACAAGAUUGGAGCUGCAAACUGGGUGCUCGCAAACCACAAAUCAAUUGUUGCUACUGUCCUAGGAAAAUUUAUAUAUGUUAUUGGAACCAAGACAAAAUUUGAUUAUGGCUCCUACAUCUUUGAUCAAACAAUGAAGCAUGUAGGAAGUUUUAGUGUGAAAGGCCCUAUUGCCUUCCCAUCUCUUAUAUGUGGUAUCAUAUUGAACUAUUAUCCUAGUACUUUAAGUGAAAAUGACUCUGUUGGCAAGAGAGAAAGUACCCUGUCUUUUCACUACAAGCUGUUUCAAGGAACUCAUGUUCCUGACAUUGUCAUGACUUCUGCUGAGACAUCCAAGAGAAGCUCAAAUGCAAGUAAAGCUGAAGUAAUUACAAUGCUCAAAGAAACUUGCAAGGAACUAGAAACAAGGAAGCUGAACCUUGAGAAGCUAAUCAGCUCCUUGGAAAUGGAUGAGGAUCAUGACUUUACUGUUGUUGCUGAAGAAGAACAUGAUGGGGUUGGUAAUGAAAGGGAGGCUGGAUCAGAUGUAGAAGUUGAAGCAGAUGCUAGUCCAGAUGAUGGCACUGAUGAAGAAGCUGAUGGUGAUGCCUCAAGUGGCUCUGAGCCUGAUGACUAG